Molecule: messenger RNA, 1983 nt
Organism: Coprinopsis cinerea okayama7#130
Lineage: Eukaryota; Fungi; Basidiomycota; Agaricomycetes; Agaricales; Psathyrellaceae
Product: mitochondrial chaperone bcs1
Exons: 8
Coding region: 1-1983 (660 amino acids)
Biological process (GO): mitochondrial respiratory chain complex III assembly; protein insertion into mitochondrial inner membrane from matrix
Cellular component (GO): mitochondrial inner membrane
Molecular function (GO): ATP hydrolysis activity; ATP binding
Source: RefSeq, a predicted model, not a curated record
AUGGCUGGUUCUCUCGAUUCAGUCGCCCAACAAAUUUUCCGUCUACUCGACGAUGUCACAGAUGGCCAGUUAAAGUCAAGCUUGAGCACCCCGUCGAAUUCGACAGAACCUGCCAUCCUUCCAAUUCCAACAUCUUUCAGCAUCACCUCGAUCUUGACCCUUUUACUAUCGUUCUCCGCUUUGAGGAACUACAUCAAGUUCGCCUUUCUUGGCACGAUCCUAGAGACUGCACGUCGAUGGGCAUUUUAUUACUGGUAUAAGAUUUCCAACGCUUUCUUCAUUAACGUUCAUCUGGAAGAUGAUGAUGAACCCUAUGACUGGAUGAUGGUAUGGCUUUCGCGACAACCAGAGUGGAGAUCAGCAAAACAUAUUGAAGUUACGACGGAUGACUGGGGUUUGGAUACGAACGCUUCACACAUUGAAGGAGAAGAAGACGACCCUACAGAUGCACUCCAUCGUACCUCCGGCCUGAAUUUUAUCCCAACCAUAUCAACACCAACCACUCUCUGGUACAAGGGGCGAUACUGGAUGUAUGUCUCCAGGCAAAUCCGCGAGGCGAAGGGCCCCUAUGACUCUGCUACUAAAAUCCUCGACCUUCGGAUUAUGGCUUGGGAUUCCCGCAAGGUUCUCAACGACUUGCUACGCGAAGCAAAGAAGUUGUAUAAAGAGUCUCAGGAGAACAAUGUCUGCAUUUACACCGCUGAUCUAUCCAACUACUGGAAGCUACUGGCCUGCCGACCGAAACGACCUUUGGACUCCAUCGUCCUCGAUCCCGGGGUUAAGACUCUUAUCCUUGACGACGCUCUCGAUUUCAUGCUGAGCAAAAACUGGUACAUCAAACGAGGUAUUCCCUUCCGGCGUGGAUACCUUUUGCAUGGACCUCCGGGAACGGGCAAGACCAGCAUUAUCCACGCUUUGGCCGGUGAACUGGGUUUGAAUGUCUACAUCAUCUCCCUCUCGCGCUGCGGAAUGGACGACAACACGCUGGGUGACAUCAUUUCUCGACUUCCAGAACGAUGCAUCGCUCUAAUGGAAGACAUCGACGCCGCUUUCAGCCGGACUCUGAAUCGAGAUGGGGGCUCCGAUUCCGGCUCUGACGAUGGCGAGAAAUCUACCCCUACCUCAAGAGUCAGCCUUAGCGGGCUCCUCAACGCGCUGGACGGUGUCGGCGCACAGGAGGGCCGAAUCCUCUUUGCCACGACAAAUAAGUAUGGAACCCUCGACCCGGCUUUGACGCGACCUGGAAGGAUGGAUGUGCAUGUGGAAUUCAAGCUUGCAAGCCGCUUGCAGGCGAAGGAGUUGUACAAACGCUUUUAUCUUCCUGAUGAGGAAGCUACGAGAAUCUCGGAGGAGGGGCUGAUAAAGGGGUCAGAAGCUGAUUCGCCAGAAGUAGACGGAAAGACAUUGCCAAUUGGCGGGGAUGAGAAGACCGGAGCGUCGGAAGAGCCACUGCCCAUCGCACCUCACAAGCGCCGUGCUCCCAAGCUCUCUCUGGAGCAAGUCGAGGGUCUGUCCACUGAAUUUGCCAGCUUCAUUCCGGAACGUGAACUCUCCAUGGCAUCGAUACAGGGGUAUCUCAUGAUCUACAAGACGCGUCCUUUUGAAGCCGUGAAGGAUGCUCCAGAGUGGGUUGUGAAGGAGAGGAAAGCUGCUGCUUUGCGGGAGGAGUCGGAGAAGAGGAGGAAAGACAAUGAGCCAGAGGCGAAGGAUUCAACGGAGAAAGGUCCUGACGGUACCAACGAUGGUGUCUCUGGUUCUGGGACUGCACGUUCCGACAUCCAAUUGCAACAGGUUAUGGAGGAAGAUGGACCCUCUUUCGACGACCUGAUCUCCCAAACCCCAUUCUCCACAAUUAUAGUCGAACUCUUCGAAACCAAAAACCACGUCCCUCUUACUCUCUUCACGCCUCUCGGGUGUAUCCCUCGGUACCUCAAGUUGUUACGAGAACGGGGAUCUCAGGCUCCUGCUGCCAUCCGAAGGUGA